AUGCCGCUCAUGAAACUAGUAUGUACUGCACUUGAAAGAGUUCUUCUUACACGCCCAAAGAUCAUCGAACAUAUGUUGAGAAUGUUACAUCAAGAUCUCGUCUUUUUCCGAGCACCUGAAGAAAGUGAUCUAACUAGUGACGUCCACGAGGUUCAGGUAGACCGGAUUGAUCCUUUACUUGAGUGGGUGAAAUCAGAGUUUGGGAUUAAACCUAAAGUGUAG
Eruca vesicaria subsp. sativa (arugula) is the source of this 222-nucleotide messenger RNA. The record is from the annotation of a GenBank genome assembly. Lineage: Eukaryota; Viridiplantae; Streptophyta; Magnoliopsida; Brassicales; Brassicaceae.